Chaetura pelagica (chimney swift) is the source of this 1506-nucleotide messenger RNA. RefSeq names its product mucin-5AC-like. The annotation marks the transcript as partial. The record is from RefSeq and is a predicted model, not a curated record. Gene Ontology annotation, molecular function: protein binding. Lineage: Eukaryota; Metazoa; Chordata; Aves; Apodiformes; Apodidae. The transcript is spliced from 12 exons. Gene Ontology annotation, cellular component: extracellular matrix.
CCUGGGGAAAGAUACAAAUUAUCCAACUGUACAGAACUCCUCUGUAAGGGAAACAACAAGGUAGAAAUAAUCCCAACACACUGCCCACCUGUAAAGGAAAUUACUUGUGCAAACAAAUAUCCAGCAAUACUGGUACCUGAUGAAAACGGCUGCUGUUACCACUAUGAGUGUCAAUGUGUGUGCAGUGGAUGGGGUGAUCCUCAUUAUAUUACUUUUGAUGGAACCUACUAUACCUUCCUUGAAAACUGCACUUAUGUCUUGGUGAAACAGAUUGUACCUAAAUAUGACAACUUCCGUGUUUACAUUGACAAUUAUUACUGUGAUUCAAAAGAUGGACUUUCUUGCCCUAAAUCCAUUAUUAUUUUCUACAAAUCUGCAGAAGUUGUGCUGACCCGUCAACUCAUGAAUGGUGUGAUGACCAAUGUGAUGUACUUCAACAAAAAGAUUGUCAAACCAGGCUUCAAAAAAGAUGGCAUUUCUUUCUCCACACUUGGCAUCAACAUGAUUGUGGAAAUACCAGAGCUUGGUGCAACCAUCACCUUUAGUGGGAUGAUUUUCUCUGUGAAACUCCCAUUCAGCAAAUUUGGCAACAACACCGAAGGACAGUGUGGAACGUGUACAAAUAAUAAAUUAGACGAAUGCCGCUUACCAAGUGGUAAGAUAAUUUCUUCCUGUCCUCAAAUGGCUCAUCACUGGAUUGUUGAUGACAACAAGUCCUGUCAUGGAAUACCAAUACCACCAAUUGUAACCACACCUCCACCAAAGCCGCAAUGUGAAACACCUCCUCUCUGCAAGCUUAUCUGGAGCGAGAUUUUUGCAGAAUGCCAUGCUGUAAUACCACCAGAACCAUUUUUCAAAGGCUGUGUUUUUGAUGGCUGCCGCAUAGCUAAUGAAUCCAUGCAGUGUUCCAGUUUGGAGAUAUAUGCUACAGAGUGUGCUUCUAGAGGUGUCUGCAUUGAUUGGAGAGGAAAGACCAACAAUACAUGCUCAUUUAACUGUCCAGCAAGCAUGUUAUAUAAGCCAUGUGGACCCAUUAAUCCUGCUACCUGUGACCCAAGCCUGCAGGGAACCAAAUGGAAUAUCCAGAGAGGGCCUGGCUGUGUCAUCAAUGAAACAUACUAUGCACCUGGAACUGUCAUACCAUCAGGCCCCUGUGAGGAAUGUACUUGUUCUGAAUCCUCUUACUCAGGCCCUCACCAUACUGUCAAGUGCAAGCCUGUAAUCUGUGACACAUACUGCCCAGAGGUUGGAGAAUUCUGGAACCCACCUGGUGAUAACUGUACAACUUACUCAUGUGAAAAACGUGAUGGCCAGUUCAUUCAAGUAGUCUUACAGAAAAGCUGUCCUGCCUUUAAUCCUGAUGAGUGUGAUCCAAAUGACAUCAAGCUCUCUGAUGAUGGCUGCUGUAGAGAGUGCAAAAGGAUAAAGAAUAUUCCCCAGAGGCUAACACGAUGGAACAUAAAUGCUCAUGUUGUCAGGAAAUUAAGACCAGCCAAAGAAAAGUGA